AUGGCCCGAAUCGCAACUUUCCUUACCGCCAUCGCCGCACUCUCAGGCGCCGUCUCCGCUGUGAUCUGCACCUCGAGCGAGACCUACUGCGGCGCUCGCCUCCUCAAAGUCGAUUCGAGUAACCGAAAGGCAGUCAAGGCCGCACUCGCCGUCGGCAAACAAUCGACGGACGACGCCCACGUCAAUCAGUCCGUCUUCUGGUGCGUCCCGACCGGCGUUCCGGCCGGCGACGCCGGUCUGCUGUUCGUCACGUUCUGCGGCCCGACCAACGUCUGCCAGGAGGGCGGAGCGCUCGGCGGUGUCGGCGAUGCUUGUGCGCCGAUGUCUGGGACGACCGCCUUGCCGAGGUUUCGAUAG
Colletotrichum karsti is the source of this 357-nucleotide messenger RNA. RefSeq lists its product as uncharacterized. Bases 1 to 357 code for a protein of 118 amino acids. The transcript has 2 exons. The record is from RefSeq and is a predicted model, not a curated record. Lineage: Eukaryota; Fungi; Ascomycota; Sordariomycetes; Glomerellales; Glomerellaceae.